This is a messenger RNA of Camellia sinensis, 459 nucleotides long. NCBI's taxonomy places the organism in Eukaryota, Viridiplantae, Streptophyta, Magnoliopsida, Ericales, Theaceae. The record is from RefSeq and is a predicted model, not a curated record.
AUGGAUGAAGGAUUCAACAGUCUGACAAGUCGGCUCCAAUGGCAAGAAAAGAGAGAUAGUGGCAGUGACCUUGGCAUUUUUAAUUGGAUUUCUUCUACUGGGCAUAAGCCUGAUCGUGUAUCUCCGAAAAAUGAAAAGGAAGAAUUCACAGGUGAACAAAGAAGGCAUAGUCUCUAUAAAGAAGGCAGGUCGUUGCAAUUGAUUGAUGAUGUUGUAUGGGAGUCAUGCUACCUAACUGAAGUGUUGCGAUCAAUCCAUGUGGGUCUUUUAUGUGUGCAAGAAAGUCCAGAGGAUAGGCCAAGCAUGUCAUCUGUGGUUGUGAUGUUAAGCAGUGAAGGUGCAUUGCCUCAAGCCAAACAACCUGGCUUCUUCACUGAAAGGAAUGUUCUCAAGGCUGGUUUCAAGGAAACAACAAUUAUGGCUAAUGAAAUCACCGUUACUAUGUUUAAUGGUCGAUAG